AUGGUGGUAAUUGACAAGGUUAAGGGAAGUGAAAUCGAAGAUGAAGCACUUGAAAUUAAAAUCGCUCCAGACCGCAGUUGUUUUGUGGUCGCUAUGUCGAGUGGUGUCAUUCGGUCGUCUACAGGUUCAGAUUCUUCCGGAUACGUUCGGUUGUGGAAUUGUUUUGCGGGAACUGGAGCGAAAAGUCUCAUUUUUGAAUGGUAUGAAUCGGCAAUUCCCUGUGAAUUUAACAAAGUGUCGGAUGAAAAUCCCGAGCCAAAUGAAAUUUUGUGCAUCUCCCUUGCGACUGAUGACUCACGGUUUGUAACGGGAGGAACUGAUACAGUCAUUAAAGUCGCCAAGACAGGUCUGAAAAGGCACUGUAAUUACCAUACUAGUCGUAUCACUGCCUUAAGAUACCACCCAAGAGGCGAAUUUGAUGUGGCAUAUAGCCAUAUUUUUGUGUCUGCAAGCUGGGAUAAUAGCGUUCAAAUAUGGGAUGACAGAAAUCCUGGUUCCUUAUGGUAUUCGGAUUUAGUGACCUUAAUUUUUAGGCAGUAUUAUGGCCCCCAUGUCGCUGGUUCAGAUGGGCUGGAUGUUGAAGCCAGUCAAAAUUUAAUUCUGACUUCAUCGUGGACGAGAAGUAGUGUAUUACUUCAGGGUUACGUCGCCAAAUUUGGGAUCUCCGGAAAUUUGGUAUUUUUCACCGGCUCGAAUACCAACAUUCUGCGAAUAAUUGACAUGGAAAACAUGGCUACUAUUGCCGGAGUCAAUAACUUACCAAACGCAGUUUACAGCCUGGACACAUGCUUUGACCGAGUUGACAAAAGAAAGUGCAUGGAUGCGAGAGUAAACACACUCAUGUUUAUUUCCAGGGCAAAUCACGAGGUAACUCGACCAGUGAUGGCCUACAUAAGCUAUUAG
Messenger RNA from Dibothriocephalus latus, 903 nucleotides. Lineage: Eukaryota; Metazoa; Platyhelminthes; Cestoda; Diphyllobothriidea; Diphyllobothriidae. The record is from the annotation of a GenBank genome assembly.